Molecule: messenger RNA, 2293 nt
Organism: Cyprinus carpio (common carp)
Lineage: Eukaryota; Metazoa; Chordata; Actinopteri; Cypriniformes; Cyprinidae
Gene: lrrc56
Product: leucine rich repeat containing 56
Exons: 14
Coding region: 90-1865 (591 amino acids)
Molecular function (GO): protein binding
Source: RefSeq, a predicted model, not a curated record
CCACUUUUUGUGUGGUGAGUCGAAAGACAAACGCUACACUGAAUAUCACAUUAUUUGGCUUCAAAGGGGUUUUUCACUAAAGUUAGCAGAUGUCGCGUGAAUCGUCGCUGAAGAAGAGACCGGGCACAGCUCUCUCCAUCGUGUCUGAGUUCAGGGGGUCUGCUUCAUUAAACCCCAAACCUGCUGCUGAAGAGCUGCUGCUCGAUCAGAGUCUGUCUCCGGAGAAACUGAAAAUCCUCUCUGGAUCAGACGAGUUACAGGAGGUGACGUCACUGGAGAUGUGUGUCGACACCCGAGAGGAGACUCUGGACAACUUCGGAAUCCACUUGCCCAAACUUACACGGCUGAAAAUGAACAACAGUCUGAUCUCGUCUGUGCGGGAUCUGGGAACCGGUCUUUCCCUCCUGCAGGUCUUGUGUCUGGCUCGAUGUGGUCUGACCGACCUGGAGGGGAUUUCUGCUCUUUCCUCCUUAAAGGAGCUGUAUGCGGCGUUCAACAGCAUCUCAGACCUGAGUCCAGUCAGUUUGCUGGAGGAUCUGGAGCUGCUGGAUCUGGAGGAGAACGAGGUUGAAGAUCAGGCUCAGUUGUGGUAUUUGGGCCGCUGUGUGAAGCUCAGGACACUUUCACUGGAAGGAAACCCUGUGUGCAGCCGCCCCGCUCCAGGAGCCUCUGAGGUCUGCGGCUACAGCUACAGGUCUGCGGUGCGUGAGCUGAUCCCGCAGCUGAUCUUCCUCGAUGAUGUUCCUGUUGAAGAGGACAAACCUCAACGCUGCAGAACUUCGCUGCAGGACUGGACUCUUCUCAGAGAAUCCAUCAGAGACGCUUCGGUCAGUGACGGCCGUGAGCUCACAGAUGCAGACAAACAGCAGCCUCUGAAGAGCCAGAGAUGUGUCAGUGUGAGCGGCGUCAGACCUGGAGAUCUGAGAAUCUCCUCCAGGAGUCUCUCCAGCCGUCCAGACAGCGCCAGACCUCUCACUUCCUGCAGCGGAUCAAGCCCAGGAUCGACCGGCUCUGACAUCGCCGUCCUGAACCACGAGGCCAGUGAUCUGACGAACGGUGUUUUUAUGGUUAUCUGUGGGAAUCCACUACAAGCUGCUCGAGCACGAAGACAGAAAAUAAAGCUCCAAAUCUCUGGUUCUCAAACUCGUCCCAGCACACGGAUCAGCAGCUUCGUUCCUGAACACACGCUUGAGCGUGAAGAGUGCAGCAGCCGCGAUCACAGCCGUGUUCUUACUGAACUCAGAAACUGGAGGAUUGAGCACAACAAACGUCUGCUGGUUAUUGAGAAGGAGCGGCAGCCGCAGGUGAUGAAGAUCCACCACAGCGAUGAUGAUGAUGAAGAUGAUGAUGAAGGCAGUCACAGCCAUAGUUUCAGCAGCGAUGACAUCACUAGAGACACGAGCUCUCCUGAUUGGUCCGUUCAGUGUCCCUCAGCAGAAUCUCCAGAGACGCUGAGACUCAGCUCUUCAUCAGGCUGUUCGAUGUCUCCCUCUCCUCCACCCAGAGCAGCAGCAGCGCCCCCUGCUGGCCGGAGGAUCACGCAGCUCCGCACUCGGAGGCUCAGAGCUCAUGAUGCAGACGUCAGUAAAGCGAGAGCAUCAGAGGAGACUCGUGAGACUGAGAGCAUCAUGACUGUGUGUCCUCAAAUCAUCCACAAACCUCACAGACCCUCCACCAGUCCUCUUAGAGCACAACGGUCAGAAGCUACUGAGGAUCAUCAACACUCAGACACCCAACAUAAACCAGUAAUAGUCUCUGAAAAACUAACGUCCAGACGCCCACAAACAGCCAGAGCUGCACUGCAGAGACUUGCAGACGGGAAACACUCGCCUGAAGUGAUGCAUUGUGGAAUAUUUCAGGUUUGAUUGACAGGAGAGUCUCAGCACAGAUAUCAUGUGAUCACUGACAGACUGCAGAUCUGUUGGAGCAUGAUGUCAGGUGACUGUAAUUGUGAACUCUGAUCUCCAGCAGCACAGCUUCAUCUCUGGUGGAUCGCUAGCAUGUCUGCUCUUGUAGGUUCAGUGUUUGCAGACGCAGGUGCAGGACUGUUAUUCCACGCGUCUCUGAAAGAUUUUCCACAGAUGACAGUCAGAUAACAGUGUUGUUCUGACAAACACCGCAUCAUUUAUCUGGCCACAGUCUCCACAGGCUCCAGGUCUUUUAACCAUUUUGGACAGAAUUUUGUAACAAGAUAUUUUUGUGCACAUCCAGAUAUAUGAUGUUAAUAUUUGGCAAAUGGAGGAUGGAAAAUUGUUAAUAAAGUCAAGUGGAGAAUGAAAAACAAUGUUCUUUU